This is a messenger RNA of Alternaria postmessia, 609 nucleotides long. RefSeq lists its product as uncharacterized. Gene Ontology annotation, biological process: endoplasmic reticulum to Golgi vesicle-mediated transport; intracellular protein transport. Gene Ontology annotation, cellular component: endoplasmic reticulum membrane; endoplasmic reticulum. The record is from RefSeq and is a predicted model, not a curated record. The transcript has 3 exons. NCBI's taxonomy places the organism in Eukaryota, Fungi, Ascomycota, Dothideomycetes, Pleosporales, Pleosporaceae. Bases 1 to 609 code for a protein of 202 amino acids.
AUGACGCUCUACUACAGCCUGGUCUUCAUGCUCCUGGUGACGGAGAUGCUCAUCUUCUGCGCCCUCAUCGUCCCUCUUCCCUUCACAUGGCGCCGCAAGCUCUUCACCUUCAUCUCGGAGAGCCCCAUAAUAGCAAAGCUGCAAUAUGGCAUGAAGAUUACCUUCAUCUUCAUCCUGAUUCUGUUCAUUGACAGCGUCAACCGCGUAUACCGCGUGCAGAUUGAGCUUUCUGGCUCAGACGACAAUGGCCGCGGAGGAAACGUCGCUGCUGGAGGCAUUGAGCGCAUGGAGGUCCAGGCUCGCAAGUUCUACUCGCAGCGCAACAUGUACCUUUGCGGCUUCACCCUCUUCCUGUCGCUCAUCCUCAACCGCACCUACGUCAUGAUCCUCGAUGUUCUCCGUCUCGAGGAGGAGGUCAAGACCCUGAAGGGCGACCCCGCCACCAAGAAGGGCUCUUCCCUGAAGGAUGUUGGCGGUGCCGGCGAGGUUGGAGCUCUCAAGAAGGAGCUUGAAGCCAAGGACCGCGACAUGGCGAACCUGAAGAAGCAGGUCGAGAACAUGCAGAAGGAAUACAACCGCAUGGGCGACCAGGUCUCUGGCAAGCAGUAG